Molecule: messenger RNA, 1182 nt
Organism: Aspergillus pseudonomiae
Lineage: Eukaryota; Fungi; Ascomycota; Eurotiomycetes; Eurotiales; Aspergillaceae
Product: SGNH/GDSL hydrolase family protein
Exons: 4
Coding region: 1-1182 (393 amino acids)
Molecular function (GO): hydrolase activity, acting on ester bonds
Source: RefSeq, a predicted model, not a curated record
AUGCCUCAGUUGACUGAGCCAGCUAACCUACCUCCACCUCCAUAUAACUCUUCAACAUCCAUCUUUCAAAACACUACCAUCCGCCAGACCAUUCGUGUCACUCAACCAGGUCCUGAGAUUCGCUUACGCUUGUCCAACACGUUCGGUCUAGAGGCUCUCUCAAUUACCAAGGUGGCUAUCAGUCUACCCGUAGACCAGAAGCUCGGGACGAGUGCGAUCCAGUCCAAUACCACGAAGGACGUCCUCUUCAGUGGUAGCGCAGACACGAUUAUCCCGAAUGGAGGUUUAGCCGUUUCAGACCCGAUUGUAUUCCCAGUGGAAGCCCAAGAUACGCUCGCCAUUGACAUCUAUCUGCAACAGGGUCAGGGUGGCGGAGCUAUCACCUCCCAUCCCGGAAGUAGAACGACAUCAUGGAUGAGUUCAGGCGACUGGGUUGGAAGAAAGAAUCUGACAGAUCCUUCAGUGGAUAGCGUCGAUCACUGGUAUUUUAUCAGCGCCAUUGAAGCUCUCCUCCCAUCCACGAGUCACAGUUGCGCAAUCAUCGGCGACAGCAUCACAGACGGACGAGGAAGUGACACCAAUAAGAAUAACCGCUGGCCUGACCUCCUCCUAACCCGCAUGCAACAAACCCCAACAACCAGCUCAAUCGCUCUCCUCAACCAAGCAGCAGGAGGCAACCGAAUUCUCGCCGAUGGGCUCGGUCCCAACGUGCUCAGUCGUCUUGACCGCGACGCUCUGGCGCAAUCAGGCGUCCAAUACGGCAUUGUCUUCGAAGGCGUCAAUGACAUCGGCGUCGCUGAUGCCGAUACUGAGGUCCAGAAGCAGAUUGGCGAUAGACUUAUCGUUGCAUAUCAACAGAUAGUCACUCGUUUCCACGCAGUUGGCAUUCCUGUGUUUGGGGCUACGAUAACGCCCUUUGGGGCGCCGGGUAAUGCCUCUGAUGUACAGCCCUACUCGAAUCCUAUAAGGGAGGACACACGUCAGAGAAUCAACGAGUGGAUAAGGACGAGCGGUGUGUUUGAUGCUGUUUUGGAUUUCGACCAGGUGCUUAGGGACCCUGAGGCACCGGCUCAACUUGCGGAUGAGUACGAUUCCGGCGAUUACUUACACCCAAAUGUGGCGGGUUACCAAGCCCUGGCGGAUUAUUUUCCUUUGGAAUUGUUUGAGGGGUUCAGAAGCUAG